Molecule: messenger RNA, 262 nt
Organism: Ceraceosorus bombacis
Lineage: Eukaryota; Fungi; Basidiomycota; Exobasidiomycetes; Ceraceosorales; Ceraceosoraceae
Source: the annotation of a GenBank genome assembly
AUGGCAAGCGAGAUAUUCUUCUUCGCUUCAAAUCGGUUGAUGGAGACGAGCGUGACAUGGUCCGAUCUGGCGGUCGCAGUGAGGAGACAGAAGGUUGCCUGUCAGCGGUGCGGCGGCCCGCUCAAAUGCGCGGACUCACGAGCCGGUGCAGAUAUUCCUGAUCGCAUUCUUGACGGAGAAGGUGGUUCCAAGUGCUCCAAGAUCCUCGACACCUUUUUUGGCGUUGGCUGCAGAGUAUAGGGACAAGUCAAUGCCCGGAUAG